UCAAGCAGUUCUAGAGCCUCUGCCAUAACUUCGUCUUCCAGAUAGACUGAAAUUUUGCAUAAAACAGGCUGUGGAAGAAGGGAAGAACUGACAGACAAGAGACAAGAGAGCAAUUAGACACAACUGACUGUCACUUCUAUGCAUUUUUGGCAGCAUUUCAAUAAUCUAACAAAGCCAGUACAUAAAAUAGCUGGGUUCUCAAUUGCUAUGGGCUUUCUGAAGCAUUUUAUACUCAUUUUUCUGGGAAAGAAUCAGAUACACAAUCUAAAAGACAUUUGAAGGACAGGUCCACACUUUGAAGGGGAGAUUUUGGUCUACAGGCAUAUUUUAUGUUCAAAUUGUGUGAGUUUAAUAUUGCUCAAGAUGAACUUUGAAAAACUUUUUUUCCCUUUUAGAAAGAAGUGGAGUCUUUUUUUGGUAUUCAGAGGAUUCCCUUCCCCUUCUCCCUUUUUAAUAAGUCAGUCCUUUGUACCCUAAGAAUCUUCAAGAUUUAACUGUUCCCCAUUUUGCCCAGGGAGUUAGGAUGACAAGGAAACAUAACAAAAUGCAUACUCCCGAACAGUUCUGAUGGAACACACACACAUGCUUAUAUGUGUAUUUAUAUAUAUAUAUGCAUUCACACACAUAUUUGUACAGAGAGGGAGAGGGUGUGUAUGUAUACACUACUGCCAAUUAAUGAGCUAGGGACUGAAAGUCACAUCCUGGUAUAAUUAUUAGAUACUUAUCCCAGUUUUAAGCAUUUUAAAGGUUUUUGCCCUAUCACAGGUGUUUUUGGAAUGAUCAUUUUAGAGAUCCUAUAAUUUUCACUCUAAUUACUAUUCAUUCUUUGUGCAUGGAUUGAUCCCUUUAUCUGAAGUAUCCAUCUUAAAGUUUUUUCAUUGAGCCUUUGGCUUCACACAGUAUCUCAACGAUAAUUCAACAAUCUACUCUAUUAGAAGGAAGUAAUCUGUUUGCAAGCAGGUUUUUAAGAUGCCUUCCCUUGUCCACAGCCUAACUAGGUCAGAGAGAUGUGCUUUUAUCUAUCUUCAGAAGUGGAUUUGCCCAGCACAGAGCUUCCUGAAAUGAAACAGGAGCAUCUUUAGUACUCUAACCAUCUUCGUGCUCUCCACCCAAUAUUUCCAAGAAUGGUUUUAUAAACAGUAUCAACAUGUUAUGGGUAACAAUGGGAAAAUAUGUCUAGUUUUCCAACCUAACCUCCGCCUGGUUGGACAGUCACAUGUAUGCAGACAUACACAUACACACUUUCAGGUAAGUGCAUGCAAUAGGUAGAAGCCUUAUUUAAGAUGAAUCAAAAUUCAUAAUCAAUGUUUUGGAUGAACUUCAUAUUCAGGAGAAGAUCCCUGAAAUUUUGCCAGAAGACAAUUAUUAACCUGUUUUGUCACACUGUACCAUAGAAAGGAUCAGAGCAUUUUUAUGUGCCAAUUACUCUGGAUUGUUGGCAUUAAUUCUGUAUUUAAUUUUAGAGUGGGGGCUUUGCUCACCUGUUUAGAAACAAACAAAAAACCCCUAGACUAUGUUUAUAAAACUGAAAGUAAUUCAGAGAGUAGUCAAAGGACUUUCCUCCCCCAAAUCUGCUGGGUAAAUAUCUCUGGGAUUAAAACAACAACAACAACAAAAAAAUUAAUCUCUGCCUUCUUAUUACAAUACAAAAUGAGAGAAGCCAGGAAACAUGGCACAAACCCUGAUGGUACACAGUGUCCUUAGAUCACUUGGCCAUUGUUUUCUCUCACAGCAUCACAUGCUAAUGAUACAAACAAGUUUAAUUUUUUUUUUCAUGUCACAGCCAUAAUAAAUGUGCACAUUAUUGUUUGCAUUGCCAUAUCCUUUAGAUGCACCACCAAUUUCUAGAGCCUGUGCAUGCACAUCCAAGGACAGGAUUUUGCCCACAAAUAGCCUGACUAAAUUAAAUUAAGCAGAAACAUUGCCAUACAGAUUCAUCUGCUAAGUAGUGUGUCACAGUAUAGCAUGUUUAUGUAUGUUCACCACCAAUUCUAUCACCAAAGACAAAAGCUGCUUUGUUCUCCACUAGUCAAUUUAAUUCUGCUUUAAAAGGCAUUUGUCUUAUAUGGGCCUCAGACAUCCUUAGUUGCAUUUAAUUAAAAAACCAACAACCUCCAAACCAUUAAACUAGACAAUAAAAUGAACAGGAAGAAAAAAAGAGAUUUGGGGUUUUUGUUUGUUUUAAGGAAUAUGGGGAACACAGAAAAAGUUAAAUAUGAUGAAGAAUGAAGAAAUGAGUUUUAAUGCAGACAGUACACGAGCCUUUCCCUUUUCCUGCUGCCUGCAGCCUCGGAACCCUGUUACAAAACUACACAGAAUUACUUUAUUUGGUGAAGAAUUCAGACCACACCCCUCACAUGGGUCUCCUCCUCUUGGAGACACAGAAAUUUUCCAGGGGUCCUUGGAAGGAACUUGGAAAUGCAAGAGCAUGCCAACAAAAAUGCCUCCUUCUGUUGCUCUUGAGGGUUCCUCAUCACUACCAGACAGACCUAAAGAUCACAAUGAUAGAGGCUCUUCCAGUCUCCCCUUGAUGUGUCAACAGCCAGCACAACCCAAAUACAGUUCCCAGAUGAUCGACCUCUGCAACUUUGGUUUUCAGUUCUACCGAACUCUGGAGCACUUUGAAGCCAAGCCCAUUAAGCAAGAACCAGUGAAGCCUAAGAUGGCAUGGCCCAGUAGCCCAGCAUUUAUGCAGGUUCCUUACUCUUAUUAUCCCAAAGUCUGUCCUGGCUUAAUGUUUCCUUUUGUUGUGCCCCCAGACUUUCAUUUCAGGAACCCCUUUCAAAUGAAAAGGUCUCCAGAGCCACCCUUCAGGAGGGCUGAAGUAAGAGGAAGUGGUGAAAAUAAACAGAAAGUGGAAAGAGUAGAUGUCAACCUUCAGAUAGACUAUGUUGAUGUGGGGGGUGAACAGAAAUGCUGGCAAUAUCUCAUGUGUGAGAAGUCCUAUACAUCCAAGUACAAUUUAGUCACCCAUAUUUUGGGGCACAGUGGCAUUAAACCACAUGCUUGCACCCUAUGUGGCAAACUUUUCAAGCAGCUGAGCCACUUGCACACGCAUAUGUUGACACACCAGGGCACCAGGCCACAUAAGUGCCAGGUGUGCCACAAGGCUUUCACUCAAACCAGUCACCUUAAGAGACACAUGAUGCAACACAGUGACAUCAAGCCUUACAGCUGCAGGAUCUGUGGCAGAGGUUUUGCUUAUCCCAGUGUGCUGAAAGCACACAAGUCUAAGCAUGAGAGUGGCUGAGAGAACAUUUGUGUGGAGUGUGGUCUAGACCUCCCAACCUUGGCCCAGAUGAAAAGACAUUUAACAACCCACUGUGGCCUUAUACAGUACAAUUGCAAUGAAUGUGAUAAGACCUUCCAGUAUCUGAGUCAGCUGCAAAACCACAUGAUGAAGCACAGAGACAUCUGUCCGUAUAUCUGCACUGAAUAUGGCAUGGAGUUUGUGCAGCCUCACCAUCUCAAACAACACUCCCUAACUCUCAAGGGUGUGAAAGAGCACAAAUGUAGAAUUUGUGGCUGGGAAUUUACUCUGCUGGCCAAUAUGAAGCGACAUGUUCUGAUCCACACCAAUAUCAGAGCCUAUCAAUGCCAUUUAUGCUUCAAGAGCUUUGUACAAAAGCAGACUCUCAAGGCCCACAUUAAUGUUCACUCUAUUGUUAAACCCUUUAAAUGCAAGGUAACUGUAUCUUGUUUGGUGGCAGAAGCAUAAAUCCACUGGAUAUUUCUGUGAUGUUAUCACCUGGGUGAUAUGGUGGAAUUAGAAAACCAAGACUUGCUAACACAUUCUGUAGCUGCAUUUAAAUUAGCAUAAAACAAUCUAGUUUCCUUUAUUGAUCCAUGUUCUGCUUAGGUAGCACAAAAUAAUGGAGGUAAAUAUCCGUGAUUUAUUCCCUUCCCCUUCAAUAUCAGUAACUUCCAUCCUCAGAUAUUUUUCCACUUAAUGAGCAUUUAAAUGCCACUGCAGUUUGAGGAGAAUAUACAUACCUGAAAUUUGCUUCGUACAGCCACCCAAACAGAAGUCUAAGUGUUUAAUAGCUUGAAACACUGACUAAACACAUAGAUCAACUAUGCACCCUGCAGAGGACCAUGGAAAAGUAGCAGCCACAACUUCAUACAGUGAUGCUAUGAAACAGAUCAGGGAAGUCCUGGACUGGACUCUGCAGCCAACCAGAACUGGAUUCAGUCUGUCACUAGGCCUCAGUUCACAGGGAUGACUAGCAAGGUCCUCUCCUAAUGUUGUCCAUAAGGAAAAGGGACAAGAUCCUCAUGAUCUCCCACUUUUAUAUGAAGUAUUCACGUGGAUGGGAUGUUAUACUCCGUUGGUCAUUUUCUUGGUCACCUGUUUUUUCGUUGCCCCCUCUCGCGAGAUGUGCAUCCAUUCUCAUCCAUUCUUAUUAGUGACCUCGCAUUCCAUUGCUAUGUCUACCAAAACAUUUAUCUGGUUCUUCAGGAAAAUGCAGCUAAUAUGAAGGCUUUAGCUGACAGGCAAAUUCACUAAAAGAGAAACUUGUUUUUAACAAAACCAGGACAAGUACCAAGCCGUACUACUGGAACAAGAUAAUGUAGCUUUUAAAACAACCAACCUGGCAAAUCCAGCCGUGUUCCUGUCUGCCAAAGUGGAAGAAGGAAAUUUGACUCACGAUUGCCUGCAAUCUCGGAAGUAGGCUCCUCCAAAUUACUUAGCAGCUGCAUACUCCUUACAGACCACAGUCAAGUGGAAAGGUAGAAAGAAUGCAUUUGUUUUGACUAUUUAUAAUGCUUCUGUGUAUACCAUAUACCAAAUUAUAGCAUUGGGAUUAAAUAAUGAGGGAACUGUACUUAAUCCAAUGGAGCAUAGAAUAUAUGGGCACAACAAAAAGAGAAAAGGUGGCAUACUAUUGACAUUGAUGCAUGUAUUGUGCGAGAACAAAAAGGAUUUAUAUGUGAAAGUAAUACUGUUAAGUCCCAAGAUAUUUGUUUGGAUACAGAACAAAUUUGAAGUGCAGCUUCAGGAGAACCCUGAAACUGUGCUCAUGUAUAUAGGAAAAGGGUGUGCAUGUAUGUGAACUAUAUGUCAUUCAAUGCUUGUAGAUGAUCAGAUGAUAAUUACUAAUAAUCAUUCUAACAUCUGUGUUUGUAAUUUUACCGGAAUAGUAGCAUGUGAUUUUAAUUAUUCAGCUCCUGUUAUGACUCUACAGCUCUUACAAUCAAAUUAUACAGUAUUCAACGAUAUCUUACCUAUUCCUAUUGGAAUGAACCUUACCUGGUGAAGAAGCUUUUGCAGCAUAAUGAUCAACAUCAGCUAUUAAAAGUUAGAGAAAGCGGACAAAACUCUUUGGUUACUGUACAUCAUGACAAAGAAGAAAUACACAGCGUAUUGAAACAGGUAAAGAAAGAUGGUGAACAUAGGUGGUGGGAUAGCCUUUUUGGAUGGUCACUGACAGCCACUGGACUCUUUAACAAAAUGCAGCAUCCUGUUUUUGUUUUACUAGUAUUGACUUUAUCAUGCCUAAUUUUAAUAAUAAUAUUAUAUAUUAGAAUUUGGAAUAUGUUUAAACGAAUAGACCACGUAACAUAUAUGACAAAAGUUUUAAUGAAGCUUUAAGCUCAAUAGCUACAAACCUUCAAAAGAAAAGGAGAGGUUGAUACCUGUAUGUGGAGGGGUUUUGAUAGAUAAAGAUUUGUUGCUGAAUUAGUCGGGCUCAAAGGAAUCUCAAGGCCUCUUAGAGAAGCUGAGAACAGAAUCUGCUGUGAGAGAGAGGGGCGUUCCUCAAUCACCGAGGUCCUGGAAUGGUGUGAAUCAUUGGACGUAUCAUCAGUGAGACUCCAGCGCAUGGACAGCCCACGAUACUCAUUUAGCGAAUCCAUGCUUGGAGCGUGGACGCGUGAUUAGAAUAUAGUUACGUAUAUAAGGAGACUUGUUUCUGUAAUAAAUGGCUUUAGCGUGAUUCACAUUGAAUCGACUUGUUUUGCUGAGUCCUUAUCUCGUUCCUACAAAUGGUGACCCCGACGUGAUACUCUGAACGGCGUACCACCGAGGUCGGGGAAAAGCCUGUAGCGGCCCAGCCGGAGGCGGAUCAGCUGGACUGAAGACCGGGCGGAGGCGUACGGACAUUCCGCAUUUUUUUUGAAGAAGUCACCGUAAAGGGUGAGCGGCUGGGAGCGGGAGGAGGGAAGAGUGAAGUUAUGGGGCAAAAUAUAUCCUCGAGGAAGAAGCUAUAGUUAAACUCCUCCUGCCUAUUCUCUCUAUGAGAGGACUUAAAUAGGAAGAAAGUAACAUAUGUAGACUAUUAAUUCGGUAUAGAAUUAAUGGCUACCCGAGAGAAAACGAGAAGGCUUUUAAACGUUAACUUUGGGACGAUAAAGGGCAGAAAUUAUGGAAUAAGGUCAGCAAUGGAGAUGAUAAAGAAACUAAAUCACUAGCGACUACUUGGAAGCUUAUAUUGUCCACUUUAAAAGAACUUAAGGCGGAACGGGCUGCGGUUACUGGAAUUUUUACAGCGUUACAGCCUGAUAAGAACUCUAAAAAUAACUGUGAAGCUUACCCAGUUCGUGUCUUUGAUCCCCUUGCUGCCCCAACCCCUGUUGUGCCGUCGGCACCCCCGAUGAUACGGCAGUCUGGGGCGGGGGGAGGAAAAUCACUCGGCAGAUGGGCCCCCAUACCAUCACACGACCCUGAAGAGACUAAGCAGUUCAAGGAACUGGAGUCAGAUAAUUUGUCAAAAGAACUGGUGAAAGCUGAGAAUGCUAAAGUUGUAAAUAAGUCUAAUAUCAGUCCUUUUACUGAUUCCUGUCCGCCUUUACCGCCUUCUACCCCUCUAAACUCCUACGCCGGAGGAGAAGCAGUCGCCGGAUAAGAACUGGGCAAAAGAACUGUGUGAAAAAUCAGAUCACCUACUAGCGAGUGAAUCCAACAGUCAGCAACGCGGUCAUGCUGAUCGUGACGGGAAAGGGGAUUCAUUGAAAGGGGCAGGUAUCCCACAACUCCUGGAAGAGACACUAAUUGACACACCACAGCUACAGACGCGACAAGUUUCUGAAAUCCUGAGGCAGUCAACAGAUCUUGCAUAUCAAGCUAUGAGAAAGGUGUCUGAAACCAACAAAGCAGCCAAAUCAUUUGCAACUAUUAAUCAGGGUCCCAAUGAGAAUUACAUGCAAUUUAUUGACCACCUUCAAGAGGCCAUCAGUAAGCAGGUCGACAACUUAGAAGCUAAGGAAGCACUAGUGUUGAGAUUAGCAGUAGAGAAUGCUAAUGUUUGCUAUCAACAUGUUAUUUGCAAGUUUUACAGUACAUAUUAUGUGCUCCUGUGUAUUGCCUCUCUGAAAAUCAAGCAGCUUGUCCGGAAUGUGACUUAAUUGUUUUACUAGUUGUUUUUAAGUGCGCCGUAAAACCUUCUCCCCGCUUUUCCCAUUCAGGCUGUUCCCUGUGCAUCCCCCCCCCCCCCCCCUCCCCCUCCCUCCCUCCCUCUUCUCAAGGUUUUUACUUGCAAGAUGGGGUCAGGAAUAAUUGUUUUCAGUUGUGUUCCUAAAAAAUCAGUAUUGGGAGGUGUUUUAAAACUUAGGAAAGCACUCGGAAUUAUAAGGAAGGAAUAUCUUGUUAAAUAUUGAAAUCAGUGUUAGCUGCUGUAUAAGUUAAAUGAUUGGGAAAAGUGUCCGGAGAAUAGAAUCUUGUUGCGAUUAAUGUUGUUUUUGACGCCAGAAGAGCAGGACAAAACAAAUCUCUACAAGAAAUCAUUAAAUCAUUUCAGACAGUUUUACAGGCAGGGCGAUUUGAACUUCAACAAGCUGAGAGAGUUAACUGAUAACACGCAGGUCACAGUAAACUUGUUAAAGUCUGCAGGAUGCUUUCCUUAUUAACCUGUUUUCUUUGUGGGUAUCUGUUUAAGCAUGUUGCAAUUUUGGUAGGUCUGUGCUAUGUGGUACGAUAAGUUCCCAGUCUGUUAAAUCAUGAGAAUCCGUUGACUCAAAAUGUGCAUUUUGUGAUAAUACAGAAGAUCAUGAGUAAUUUAGUUCUUUACUGUGUGAAUGUGAUGGUAAAAUUUUGCGUGUAGUAGCCGUUAUUUUUCUCUCCAGCAUGCUACCUUUGUUCCAGCAUUCAGACUUGCACAACUCUGUGACAGGCUGUGUCUCAUCUCGGUGUGGUGGAUUUGGCUUUUCCAUAUGCACACCCUGUAAAGAAUCCUGGUUUUGGUAUAACAGCUGUAGUGCACCAGGUGAGACACUAAAAAAAAAAAAAUAAAACAAAACAGAAAAAAAAAAAAGGCCUUGCCCAGUCCAGCUCGCUGCGGCGGCAGGGGGGCGGGUGCCGAUGGGGCUCCAGCAUGCACUGACCUAUUUUGUCAGGGAGACCCAGAGGUACCUCCACCUGGCUGAGCAGUAAGCCGCCCAGAGGUGCAAUGCAAAUAUUGAGAUAUUGUCUUAAAUUAGUGUGACUGUGAUCCAUCUGCAUAUUUGAACUGGGUGUUUGGUUUUCACAUCUGAGCUCAGUAUUUUUGUUUGCAUAUUCAUAUUUGGUACCAAAAGAAUCUUGUUUGGGGAGAUAACUACAAAAUGGGAACCGGUUCCACUGCUAAAAUUCCACCUUCCUCCCCCUUAGGAUGCAUCCUUAUACAUUAGAGUAAUUGCUUAUAUUGUUAGAAAAGCAUUUAAAUUGUUAAAAUGCUAUGAUAGAUGUGAAUUUGGAAGAGGUUGUAUUUAAAAGUUGCUAGAAUAUUAACUGAUUUAGAUUUAGGGAAAUAGAAUAAUGGAUUGAUGUUUAUUAUACUGGUUUAUACUGGUUUUUUUUUUUGACAUCUCUAAAUUGUCAAAGGUAAAUGGAGCUAAGGAAUGUAACUAUUGCUGAACUACUUGAAAUUGUAUAUGAAGUGUAUUAUGGUUGGAGUGAAAUGGGAAAACAAAAGAAACAAAAGAGCAAAAUAUCCCAGGCCUGUGUGCAGCUCAUUGUAACUGAGAAGUUUCCCAGAGCCUCCUACUUCGUACCAGCCAUUAUGCCAGCUGCGUGACCUUGGUUAUAUCUAAAACUGCAGCAGGAAGAGAAAGAAAAAAAACAUCUGGAAAAACCUGGCUGCCUGCUUUACAUCCCCCCCACUGCAGCGAUGUAAUACUGAAUGGAGCAGUCCGAGGGUGAAGUUUAAAGGCAUCCUUAGCAGACCCAUAGUUCUAAUGAAACUGGAAAAUCAAACCAGAAAUUUGUUAAUAGACUUAUUCUGUGGUAAUUAGUUGUAAGAGACUUCUUAGUAAAUUCACCAUGCUAGUUUUUGAGGUCAUGGGAGAGAAUGAAAGAAAGGCCGUUUUUUUUGAGACCAAUAGAAUGCCAAAUUUGGAACAAAGUUUUAAUACAUGAAUUCUUAUAGUUGCCAGAAAGACCUAUACCUCUCUUACGUUAAGAUUUGUUAAGCAAAUUGUAAGCUCAAAUAGCGUUUUCUGAGAAUUCUGUUUAGUUGCAUGGCCAACAAGAAGCUGCUGGGAUGGUGCAGAUCUGCUUGCUGCAAGUGAGAAAUCUCCAAGGAAAUUUCAAAUGCUGUAUUUCCACUAGUACCAACAGCCAAUGUUUUGAUAAAGCAAAUACUACACUGAGAAAUCUGAAACAGGACUUCGAUCCGGUAAGGGAAAACAAUAUCCAGUAAAUAUGACAGCCAAAUUGGAGUUAGAAACUUUGAGGAAUGAAUUUAUGACAACUUUACAGGCUGACUGCAUUUGAUUGGACUUUCAGAUUUGUCUAUGAAACAACCUGUGGCUAUUGUGGGACAGUAUGAUGAGAAUGCUAACAGACUGAUAUACCAGUUGUCACUCUAAUCAAGAAAAUGCAGGGAAUUAAUUUAAGUGUUAAUAGGCCAUGAUUCUUUUGUCAUGUAUGUACCAUUUGUGAAAUUGAAUUCUGAUUUUUUUUAUUUGUGAUCUAUGUCUUUGUAAAUUGCACUAGCUGGUUUUCUUAACAGCACAGCUUUUGGCAUGCCUAAAUGUAAAUUGCUGCAGAACCUGCAAGUCUUUAACAUCAGGUCAUAGGCCAUACUUGUAUUUGGUCCGAUCCUACAUACUUGCACAGUUUUUGUCGAUGGUUCUGGGAAGUCUCAUAAAGCUGUAGUGGUUUGGUGUGAAGAUAACAAUUGGCAUCAUUCUGUAAAAAUUAUUGAAGGUUCAACCCAAUUAGCAGAACUUGGCACAGCUUUACAUUACUUAGAGCUUUUUAAGGAGGAACCUCUACAUUUGAUUUGUGGUUUUGAGUACAUAGUCAAGAUCCAACGUAUGUAUCUGGUUCUGAAUUUUUUUGUUUUUUUGUUUGUUUGUUUUUAUAAAAAAAAAGGGGGAAGUAGGGGAAACACCACAAAACCAAUUAUCAAAAGCAUUGUAUGUAAUGAAAUACUUUGCAAGUAUGACCCAAAACCAUGCUAAAUCAGAAAGAACCUACAUUAGUUAUGGUCAAAUUACUAGUCAAUGAAAAAGGCCUCAUCAAUUGAUAACCUGGGGAAAAGGUUAUGUUUGUGUCAUUACAGGCUGAGGAUUGAAGUGGAUUCAACAAAGAUUCAACGGAUGCAGAUGGACAGGAGGGAGAUAAGUUGUGAGGGCUGUUUCAGAUGUAAACUAUGGAUCCUUAUUCCGUGUUCUAUAUGCUCACAGACCUGGUGGUGUAGAAGCUUAUUAGCAAGCAGGUGGUGUACCUUCUGUGGAGAAUGGCAAUUUGAACAAUCAGCAGGGGAUCCAAAAGGGUGAUAUUAUGAUCAGAUAGUCAAUGCAUAGAUAAGGUAAAACUAUGAGAUAUCUCUUCCAUAGUAAUCUAAGUUUAGCAACAGAUAAAGUUUUAGAAGGGAUAUUAAGGUUAAGCUAUUGAUCUUUUAAAUAGGUUAAGAUAACUUUUAAGAUAUUCAUUCAAUUAUUAGUAUAUGCUGAUGGUAUUAAGUAUAUUACUCUAUAAACUGCGCAGUUAUAGAUAUUUAGGAGGUUAAGAGAAAAUAUCAUAUUAACUUGUCUGGUUAUUUUGAAUCUAUUAAAAUAGUGUGUUGAUAAGGUUGUUAUAACGGAAUUAAGGUUUUAAGAAUAGGCAGGUAGUUGUUUGAUCUUAGUAAGUAAGGUUUAACUGCAUUAUAUGUAAUUGUAAUUAUGUUGUUAAUCACGUGUUCUGUGUUGCAGUAUAUUUCAAAAAUGAUUCGCCGUGCGGUUGAUGGGGCCUGACUAAUUCAGGAAAAGAAAGGGGGAAGUGUGGAGGGGUUUUGAUAGAUAAAGAUUUGUUGCUGAAUUAGUCAGGCUCAAAGGAAUCUCAAGGCCUCUUAGAGAAGCUGAGAACAGAAUCUGCUGUGAGAGAGAGGGGCGUUCCUCAAUCACCGGGGUCCUGGCGUGGCUUGAAUCGUCGGAUGUAUCAUCAGUGAGACUCCAGCGCAUGGACAGCCCACGAUACUCAUUUAGUGAAUCCAUGCUUGGAGCGUGGACGCGUGAUUAGAAUAUAGUUAAGUAUAUAAGGAGACUUGUUUCUGUAAUAAAUGGCUUUAGCGUGAUUCACA
Molecule: messenger RNA, 11483 nt
Organism: Columba livia (rock pigeon)
Lineage: Eukaryota; Metazoa; Chordata; Aves; Columbiformes; Columbidae
Product: zinc finger protein 366-like
Biological process (GO): regulation of transcription by RNA polymerase II
Cellular component (GO): nucleus
Molecular function (GO): DNA-binding transcription factor activity, RNA polymerase II-specific
Source: RefSeq, a predicted model, not a curated record